Messenger RNA from Diabrotica balteata, 1707 nucleotides. The record is from the annotation of a GenBank genome assembly. NCBI's taxonomy places the organism in Eukaryota, Metazoa, Arthropoda, Insecta, Coleoptera, Chrysomelidae.
AUGGAACUAAAACAAGAACAAAACAAAACAACACUCUCUAAAGAAGAAUGUAAGAUGGAAAUACAAAAUAUUGGUUUGUCUCAUGUUGUACUUCCUUGCUCUGUUAAAACUGACUUGAAGAAGGAAGAAUUCGUUAUUACAGAAUCACUUCUUACUGAUUCCAGUAACUAUUUUGUCAGUGGCAAUCCUUCAGGUCAAUUAAACAUCGAAAUUAACAAUGAAAAAAUCAAACUAGAGGAGGUGGAUAAAGCUGAAACAGUAGGUGCUGAAAAUGAUAUUGAAAUUAAAUAUGAUAUAAAGAAAGAAGCAGGGAAAUAUGGUCAAAGCCAUGAAGCUAGUCAAUUAUCUACAUCAAUCACCCUUGAGGACCUUAAGGAAGAACAAAAAGAAGAUUAUUCAGGUUUUGUGGAGAUGAAUACAAUGAAAAUAAUAAAAUCUUUGCCAGCACGUAUAUGUUAUAAAAAACAACAAUGUGAAAUUUGUUUUAAGUCAUUUGCUAGAUCAGAUACUCUGACGAAUCAUAUGAGAUUGCAUACUGGUGAGAAACCUUAUCAAUGUCAAAUUUGUUUUCAAUUGUUUACUAGCUCACGAUAUAUAAAGAGACAUAUGAGACUGCAUACUGGUGAAAAACCUUAUCAGUGUAAAACAUGUUUAAAAUCAUUUUCUCAAAUAUGUAAUCUAAACAGACAUAUGAAAGUGCACACUGGCGAGAAACCUUAUCAAUGUGAAAUUUGUUUUAAAUCAUUUUCACAAUUAUUUACUUUAAAGGAACAUACAAGAAUUCAUACUGGUGAGAAACCCUAUCAGUGUGAAAUUUGUUCAAAGUCUUUUACUGUAAAAAGUUCAUUGAAAUCACAUACUACAACGCACACUGGGGAGAAACCUUAUCAAUGUAAAAAUUGUUUUGAAUCAUUUUCAAGAUCAGAUACUCGAAGAAGCCAUAUUAGGAAAUUUCAUACGGGUUUUGUGGAGAUGAAUACAAUGAAAAUAAUAAAAUCUUUGCCAGCACGUACAUGUAAUAAAGAACAACAAUGUGAAAUUUGUUUUAGGUCAUUUUCUAGAUCAGAUACUCUGACAAAUCAUAUGAGAUUGCAUACUGGUGAGAAACCUUAUCAAUGUCAAAUUUGUUUUCAAUUAUUUACUAGGUCACAAUAUAUGAAGAGACAUAUGAGACUGCAUACUGGUGAAAAACCUUAUCAGUGUAAAACAUGUUUGAAAUCAUUUUCCCAAAUAUGUAAUCUUAACAGACAUAUGAGACUGCACACUGGUGAAAAAACUUAUAAGUGUGAAAUUUGUUUUAAAUCAUUUUCGCAAUUAAUUACUGUAAAGGAACAUACAAGAAUUCAUACUGGUGAGAAACCCUAUCAGUGUGAAAUUUGUUCGAAGACUUUUACUGUAAAAAGUUCAUUGAAAUCACAUACUAGAAUGCACACUGGGGAGAAACCCUAUCAAUGUGAUAUUUGUUUGAAGCUGUUUGCUGCAAUAAGUGCUUUAACAUCACAUACCAGAACACACACUGGAGAAAAACCUUAUCAAUGUAAAAAAUGUCUUAAAUCAUUUCCAAGACCACGAAAUCUAAAAAACCAUAUAAGAUUGCAUACUGGUGAGAAACCUUAUCAGUGUGAAAUUUGUUUUAAGGGGUUUCCUGAAAAAAAUAGUUUGAAAAGACAUACGAUAAUUCACACUAAAGAAAAAUCGUCGUCUUAG